GUAAGAAACUCUCCUAAGACGACGACGUACCAUUGCAUCGCCCUCCCAAGACUGGAAACAACAAAAGUCAAGGAGAAGAAGAAGAAGAAGCAGCGGGGUGUGGGGGUGAAGAAGGAAGAGAAGCAGUGUGUGUGUGUGCGUGUUGCAGAGUAGAGGAAUGGCGUACGUGAGCAUGGGUGAGGCCCACAGAAGAAUCACUGACUACCUAAACCGUUUCUCCGACGCCGUUUUGUCUCAGGACGGAGCCUCCCUCAAGCUCCUUCUCUCCGUCUCUUCCAACUCCCCCUCCCUCCUCUCCCUCGCCGACGCUCUCAACGUCUUCCAGGACGCCACCAGAUUGAUCAAACACUCCGACUCCUACUCUCAGUUCGCUGAGAUUCUUGUUCCUCUCUUUCGCUCUCUCCACAACUACCGCCUCGGAAACUUGAUCGAUGCCUACCAAGCCUUCGAGAAAUCUGCCAAUGCUUUCAUUCAGGAGUUUAGGAAUUGGGAUUCCGCGUGGGCUCUGGAGGCCUUGUAUGAGGUUGCUUACGAAAUUAGGGUUCUUGCUGAGAGGGCUGAUAGGGAGCUGGCUUCCAAUGGGAAAUCCCCUGAGAAGCUCAAGGGAGCUGGUUCUUUCCUUAUGAAGGUCUUUGGUGUCCUUGCGGGGAAAGGCCCAAAACGUGUUGGAGCAUUAUAUGUGACUUGCCAGCUGUUUAAAAUUUACUUCAAGCUUGGUACAGUUCACCUUUGCCGCAGUGUGAUUAGAAGCAUUGAAACUGCUCGUAUAUUUGAUUUUGAGGAAUUUCCUAAAAGAGACAAGGUCACCUACAUGUAUUAUACAGGCCGUCUAGAAGUUUUCAAUGAAAAUUUCCCUGCUGCUGAUCAUAAAUUGUCUUAUGCCUUAAAGCAUUGCAACCCUCAAAGUACAGCAAAUAUAAGGAUGAUAUUAAAAUAUCUCAUACCAGUGAAGCUCUCAAUAGGCAUCUUACCAGAAGAUUGGCUUCUGGAGAAAUAUAAUUUGGUAGAGUAUAGAAAUGUUGUGCAAGCCCUUAGAAGGGGUGAUCUCCGACUUCUUCGCCAUGCUCUUCUAGAGCAUGAAGAUCAGUUCUUAAGAUCAGGUGUAUACCUUGUCCUCGAAAAGCUAGAACUCCAAGUCUACCAAAGAUUGAUAAAGAAAAUUUACAUUAUCCAAAAGCAAAAGGACCCAAGUAAAGCUCACCAGCUGAAGUUGGAAGUAAUUGUCAAAGCAUUGAAAUGGCUUGAGAUGGACAUGGACGUAGAUGAGGUGGAGUGUAUAGUGGCCAUCCUAAUAUACAAGAAUCUGGUAAAAGGGUACUUUGCGCACAAGAGCAAAGUGGUGGUUUUAAGCAAGCAAGAUCCUUUCCCCAAGUUGAAUGGAAAGCCUGUUAAUUCAUAGAAGUUUGGAGAGACAAUAUUUUAUGAUAUGCAAAAGGUGUUAGGCUGUUUUGAGCUGAUGAUGUAUUGUAGAGUACAAAGUAAACUUCAUUUCUUUUGAUCUGAUUAUCAUCCUCAUAUUUUUGUUUAACUAAAUAUUCAUAGGCCGAGUCUGUUACCAUUUUGUUUAUUUGUCGUAUUUGUGUAAGUAUAGCCGAAUGUUUAUAACCGAUCAACAAAGAGAAUAUGUACGAUUUUGUGGAA
This is a messenger RNA of Ziziphus jujuba (common jujube), 1641 nucleotides long. Its product is annotated as enhanced ethylene response protein 5. Gene Ontology annotation, biological process: transcription elongation by RNA polymerase II; poly(A)+ mRNA export from nucleus; post-transcriptional tethering of RNA polymerase II gene DNA at nuclear periphery. Bases 158 to 1399 code for a protein of 413 amino acids. The transcript has 12 exons. NCBI's taxonomy places the organism in Eukaryota, Viridiplantae, Streptophyta, Magnoliopsida, Rosales, Rhamnaceae. Gene Ontology annotation, cellular component: transcription export complex 2. Gene Ontology annotation, molecular function: RNA binding; double-stranded DNA binding. The record is from RefSeq and is a predicted model, not a curated record.